AUGAAUUUUAUAAAUAGAGAAUUCUGGACACCUGGGAAGGGAAGAGAGCUUGCGGAAAAGUAUGAAAAGAGCAUAAUCAUGAUUUCGUUGAUAUACAUACCCGCAAUCUUAAUAUUCCAAAAUUAUAUGAAAAAAAGAAAUGCAAUUGAAGUGAAAUUUAUAAAGAUAAUAUGGAAUUUAACCUUAUCUUUCUUAUCAUUUAUUGGAGCGUUAUUGAUAGCUAUACAUGAUAAAGAAGUUUUAAAAAAUUUGAUUGUAGAAGAAUAUGAAUACAGCCCAGAAACAAGAGCAGUAAUAGCAAUAUUUACUCUUACAAAAAUUGUAGAAUAUGGGGAUACAAUAUUUUUAGUUUUGAAAAAAAAAAAAUUAACAUUUUUACAUUUCUAUCAUCAUUUAAGUGUUGUUAUAUAUUGUUUAUAUUCUCAAAAAGAACUGGUGUCUCAUGCUCAUUAUUUUGUUUUUCUAAAUCUGAUCGUUCAUAGUAUUAUGUAUUUUUAUUUUGGCUUUAUAUAUAUUAUACCGAGACAAAUUUAUAAGAUACGAAAAUUUAUUACAUAUUUACAAAUAUGUCAAAUGCUUAUGGGAAUAUUUAUAUCUUAUUAUGCUAUGAAAAAUGUGGAAAAUAAGGUAUAUCUUACUAAUGCCAUUGCAAGUUUUGCUUUAUAUAUUACAUAUGCAAUUUUAUUUUUAAAUUUUUAUUUUACUAAUUAUUAUAGUAAUAUUAAAAGUAAUGUAGCUACUUAUCUUAUAAGUAUACAUAUAAUGGGUGUUAUAGGAUUUAUAAUGAUAUGUAAGAGUAAUGAUAUGUUAAGGUUAUUUAUAGAAGUUAUUAUAGGAUGCAUAUUCACAUUAACAUUGUUAAAUUUUUCAUUUUAUUUUAAUAAGCAUUAUUAUAAAGUGAUAAGAAAUAAAAUAUCUGAAAACAAUUUUUAUGAACAAAGAGAUCUUUUUAACAAAUACAAAAAAAAAUAUUAUUCAAAUAUGGCUGUUUUAAAAAAAAAAAUUACAAUUAAUAUGAUAAAGACAUGUUUAUUAUGUUUUAACGGAUUGGCAACAUAUGCACAUGAUCAUAUAUUUCUUUUUGUGAAUUUUUAUUCUGAAAAAAUUAAAAAAGUGACAAAUGAUUCGAAAAUGGACAACCCAGAAAAACCAAAUGAACAAAUUAUUAUAAAUCGUCAUGGAAACACACAACAGAAUCGACUGAACUCAUCCUACGUAGCAACAGAGCAGGCUAAUAGUAACAUAAAUAAUAUGGGCAAUAAAGGAAGCGAUGAUAAUGCCAAUUCUGACACUAAUAAGCAUUUCAGUAAUGAUGCCAGUAGUAAUGGCAAUAGUUGUGGCAGUAAUGUUUAUAAUCGCGGCUGUAAUAACGUUAACUUGCGUAAAAUCAUAUAUAAUAGCAAAAAUAAUAAUAUAAAAAAUGAUAUAAAAAAUGAUAUAAAAAAUGAUAUAAAAAAUGAUAGAAAAAAUGAUAGAAAAAAUGAUAUUAUUAAUAGCAGUAACUACAGUAAUAGCAGCGGUGGUAAGCAAAAAAGCGGCAUUCAUAAAUUAUUUAUGCUGAUAAAAGAUCUGUACAGUUCAUCUAUAAUUUCUUAUAUCAUAUGUAAAUCGCCCAUCGAAAAUAUUUCCUUAAAUAUGGAAAAGACUAUAACACAUCCAUCUGAGCGUUCAACAAUAUAUGCAAAUAACAGCUUUUUUCAUAUAAUAAAACAAACCAUUCAAAAUUAUUUAUUAUACAUUCUCUGUUUAAUACUACCAAUAUACUAUGGACUAAAAGUUUACAACGAUGCUGUGCUAGGCUUGUGUGUACACGGAGCAUUAAGGUGGCUCAUCGAAAUAUACUCAACCAAAAUAUUUAACAAAACCAGCAAGUGCAAUUCGUAUUAA
Molecule: messenger RNA, 1887 nt
Organism: Plasmodium malariae
Lineage: Eukaryota; Apicomplexa; Aconoidasida; Haemosporida; Plasmodiidae
Gene: ELO3
Product: long chain fatty acid elongation enzyme, putative
Exons: 1
Coding region: 1-1887 (628 amino acids)
Biological process (GO): fatty acid elongation, polyunsaturated fatty acid; fatty acid elongation, saturated fatty acid; fatty acid elongation, monounsaturated fatty acid
Cellular component (GO): endoplasmic reticulum membrane
Molecular function (GO): fatty acid elongase activity
Source: RefSeq, a predicted model, not a curated record